Molecule: messenger RNA, 1270 nt
Organism: Hydra vulgaris (swiftwater hydra)
Lineage: Eukaryota; Metazoa; Cnidaria; Hydrozoa; Anthoathecata; Hydridae
Biological process (GO): negative regulation of transcription by RNA polymerase II
Cellular component (GO): histone deacetylase complex
Molecular function (GO): histone deacetylase activity; transcription factor binding
Source: RefSeq, a predicted model, not a curated record
UAUUUUAUUCUAUUUUUAGUACAAGAACCCUACCUUAUUGACAAUGAAGAUCUGUCAGCAAAGGCUUACCUGCGCCCAAAUUUGUUUAUAAAACAUCAUUAUGACCUCUAGAAAAGUUGGUAUUGUUUAUGAUGAAGCAUUUCAACAGCACCAGCAUCCUCGUGGCCUAUCACGUGGAUUUAUGCAUCCUGAAAUACCUGAUCGAGUAUCUGCGCCAUAUGCAUAUUUAAAAAAGAAGGAUGUACUUGAUAAACUUGUUCAUAUUAAAUCAAGACCUGCAACUAUCAGUGAACUUACAUUAGUUCACGAUGAAGAGUAUGUUAAUAGGCUUAAAAAUGCAAAAAUUACUGAUCAUGAAAGUAUUUUUGCAAAAUUUGAUAUAAUAAAAGAUAUUAAAGUAGAAAAUUUACAAUUUGAAGAUGACAAAUGGGAUAGUUAUAUUCACGAAAAAACUUAUGAAACUGCUUUAUUAUCAGCUGGUUCUGCUUUGCAACUUACAGAAGCUGUUUUAAAUAAUGUUAUUGAUAGUGGUUUUGCAUUAAUAAGACCCCCAGGCCAUCAUGCUGAAGCUUGCUAUGCUGCCGGUUUUUGUUAUUUUAACAAUGUUGCUAUCGCUGCUCGAUAUGCACAGUUGCAAGGUGCUAAAAAAAUUUUGAUUGUUGAUUGGGACAUUCACCAUGGCAAUGGAAUCCAAGAUAUGUUUUAUGAUGAUGAUAGUGUUUUGUAUAUUUCAUUGCAUCGAUAUUACACUUAUCCUGAUUUGGAAAAAGCAAAAGCAGAAUACAUAGGAGAAAAAAAAGGCCUUGGAUUUAAUAUUAACAUUGCUUGGGAUGAGACACCAAUGGGUGAGUGUGAGUAUAAACUUGCAUUUGAAGAAGUUGUUCUACCAGUUGCACGAAAGUUUGCACCAGAUUUGAUCUUGGUGUCGUGUGGAUUUGAUGCUGCACGAGGCGACCCACUUGGUGAAUUUGAUGUAUCAAUCAAUACUUAUUCCUGGAUGACAACUCGUCUGCUUGAAAUAUCUAAAACUGCCCUGUUUUUAGAAGGAGGUUAUAAUAAUGAGAAUCUCUGCAAUGGAGUUUAUGCUGUUAUUAUGUCACUCUUGGGUGAAUAUGAACCUGAUGAAAUUGUUGGCACAGCAAAUCUAGUAGGUCAACAAAAUAUUGAAACAACUAAAAAUGCGAUUAAAGACUAUUGGUUUUAAGUUAUAUCUUUAAUGUUUAGUUUUAAAAUUUUACACCAGUUUUUUAUAAUAUAUUAAAAAUUUAAA